UCGUGACCUUUUAGUUGCGGGAAAUUUGCAAGUUUCGCGCGAGACGUGUUGUAAACAAGAACAAAAUCCGGAAUCAGCAUCAAUUUUUUGCCAUCAAAAUGAGUUUAUGGGUGGAUAAACACAGGCCAACGGCAUUAUCUAAGUUGGAUUAUCACAAGGAGCAAGCAUCAAAUCUGAAAAAAUUGGUGCAAUCGGGUGAUUUCCCUCAUCUGAUGGUGUAUGGACCGUCAGGUGCGGGAAAGAAGACGAGGAUCAUGUGCGCCCUCAAGGAGCUAUAUGGGUCAGGGGUCGAGAAGCUGCGGAUUGAACAUCAGACGUUCACGACACCGUCUAAAGCAAAAAUUGAAAUCACCACAAUUGCGAGCAACUACCAUAUUGAAGUCAACCCAAGUGAUGCUGGGAUCUAUGAUCGUAUCGUGAUUCAAGAUUUGAUCAAGAAUACAGCUCAAUUUCAGCAGAUGGAGACAUCUGCACAAAGGGAUUUCAAAGUUGUGGUGUUGACGGAAGUGGACCGCCUAACCAAGGAUGCCCAGCAUGCUUUGCGCAGGACCAUGGAGAAGUACACAGCGACCUGUCGUCUUAUCCUAUGCUGUAACUCUACCAGUAAAGUCAUUCCUGCUAUACGAAGUAGAUGUCUAGGGGUCAGGGUUGCAGCACCUUCUAUAGCAGAGAUCACACAAAUCCUCCAAAAUGUGUGCAAGAAGGAAGGUUUGAAUCUUCCAUCCGAGCUAGCCAAGAGGAUUGCUGAAAAGUCAGAAAGGAACCUCAGGAAAGCCAUCUUGUCAUGUGAAGCAUGCAAAGUACAACAGUAUCCAUUCAGUGCUGACCAGGACAUCCCUGAGGCUGAUUGGGAGGUGUUCCUCAGAGACACGGCCAACCAUAUCAUCCAGCAACAGAGCCCUCGGCAACUGCUAGAGGUCAGGGGUCGUAUGUAUGAACUCUUGACCCACUGCAUCCCGGCCGAUGUCAUCCUCAAGGGCCUUCUUCGAGAGCUGCUCAAGAACUGUGAUGGUCAACUAAAGACACAGGUAACCCACCAGGCUGCUUUCUACGAGCAUCGCAUGCAGCAGGGCAACAAGGCCAUCUAUCAUCUGGAAGCAUUCGUUGCCAAGUUUAUGAGCAUCUACAAGAGGUUCCUUGAAGAGGGCUUUGAAGCCAUGAUGUUUUGAAUGGAAUGAGACGAUAAAUGUUACUCGAUUCCUCCUUCCUGCUUUGACCAUACAACAAAGCGAGUAUGUGGGAUCGAAAUUAGAAUAUGAUCCACGAUCUGCUUUCACAAUGCAUGAAAGAGAAUGUGUGGGACUUAAGUUAUAGAUUGUAUUCCCGUCACCAUUGCGACUAUAAAUUGGAUGGAUUGUAUAGGACUGGUGUACUAAACUAUAGCUACCAUUUCACCUACUUUUGACUAGACAUGGAAAAAAAAAAUAUGGGGACUUACACUUUUAAUCACCUUGCUAUGGUUAAGGUGUGGAAAGAAGGAGUAUAGUUUACUAAUAUUCUAAAUCUGAUCUACACCUUCCCUCUUCUAAAGGACCAGGGAUAGAAAAAGAACAAAUGGGAUUGGAGUUCUACAUUAUACAUCUAUAUCUGACCUAAUUCUUCACCCUGAUGUGACAGCAUGGAAUUGAGUGUAUGGGACUGACAUUUUAAAUGUGAAAGAAGUGUACGAGACUUGUAUGUUAAAUCAUAUCAAGUACUUACUGUGCAACUCCCCUCCCCCUUCUUAUGACUAAGAUUGUAAAGUUCAAAGUGCCUCAGUUUGGGGUCGAACCCUGCAUCAUGGGCAAUUAUACCUUACCUUAUGUGUCAAUAAAGAGAACUAUUUCUGUUCAUUUUGUGCUCAUAAACCUUUCAGGCAAAUAUUUAGAAAUUCAUAGGACAUUCACAGUUAUUGCAUGGGCAUUGUGAAGUCAGUUUGUCUAUCACGUUUGUUUUGGUAAUACAAAUUACAAAAACAAAGAGAAUGGAGAGAUAUGUCAACCAUAAAACAAAUUCCUCGAGCAUCAACACGUCCAUGGUCCCAUGUUUUUAGGUUAUCCAUCUAUUUCUCCAUCCAUUGUUUACCAUAUGACUUACAAUCUUCAAAGUAUGCUCAACUAUGCAUAUGGCAAAUAUCUUGAAAAAACCUUUCUCCUUUCACAUGUAUGUAAUUUUUGUUAAUAAAACCUUGUACAGGCGA
Strongylocentrotus purpuratus (purple sea urchin) is the source of this 2179-nucleotide messenger RNA. It is a transcript of the gene rfc3, whose product is annotated as replication factor C subunit 3. The transcript is spliced from 8 exons. Gene Ontology annotation, cellular component: DNA replication factor C complex; nucleus. The record is from RefSeq and is a predicted model, not a curated record. Bases 99 to 1169 code for a protein of 356 amino acids. Gene Ontology annotation, molecular function: DNA binding; DNA clamp loader activity; ATP hydrolysis activity. Gene Ontology annotation, biological process: DNA-templated DNA replication; DNA repair. Lineage: Eukaryota; Metazoa; Echinodermata; Echinoidea; Camarodonta; Strongylocentrotidae.